This is a messenger RNA of Ostertagia ostertagi, 516 nucleotides long. The record is from the annotation of a GenBank genome assembly. Lineage: Eukaryota; Metazoa; Nematoda; Chromadorea; Rhabditida; Trichostrongylidae.
AUGUUGCCGGUCGCCCGCGUCCAGGCUGCGGCUGUGGCUCGAGCGGACAGCUGCGUCGUGGGCAUGGUGCGAACACCCGAGCGUGAACCUUUGCUGCAGUGGGUGGGCGUGGUGUCGCGUGCGGCGCUGACGGUCUACGGGCGCGAUGACGGCACGGCCCCUCUGGCGAACCUGUCUGCCUUGCGCGGGCAGCGGGUGGUCGUGAUCCGCGAGACCGCCAACGCGGCACAGCUCCGCGAGCAGGGCAUCCCGGCCCACGAGGUCAGCGGCACGCUGAACGCGCUGCGCAUGCUGCAGGCGGGCCGGGUCGAUUACUGGUACUCCCACACCUACGUGGCGGAAUCCGCCGCCAGCACCGCAGGCGGCACGCCGCUCAAGCAGGUCUUCAGCACGCCGCCGGUCGACGGCUACCUCGCCUGCAACCUGGCCGUGCCUGCCGACACGAUCGACAAGCUCCGUGCCGGUCUCAAGCGCCUGCGCCAGUCGGGCGAGUUGGCGGACUUCGGCCUGCGCUGA